Alternaria rosae is the source of this 2482-nucleotide messenger RNA. RefSeq names its product heterokaryon incompatibility protein-domain-containing protein. NCBI's taxonomy places the organism in Eukaryota, Fungi, Ascomycota, Dothideomycetes, Pleosporales, Pleosporaceae. The transcript is spliced from 2 exons. The coding region runs from base 100 to 2238 and encodes 712 amino acids. The record is from RefSeq and is a predicted model, not a curated record.
CCCAAAUUUGUAUCUUUGCCUUGUUCUCUAUCUCGUAACCAGAUACCUGCAAUUUGCGAUACACCAACGACUACCAGGAUAAACCACGGGAUCCCGACGAUGACGGAAUGUCUCGAUAAUGAGGCUCCAAUGCGGAUGGAUUCUCAGGAUGACUCCGUUCCGGAGGGCUCGGUACCCCUUCAUCGGCUUUGUGAUCGGUGUCGCCAGAUGUUCGAUACGUGGGAUAAAACGUGCGAAUGGUUUGGGGGAACAAUGGGACUGGAACCGUCUCGCGGAUAUGAGAGAUAUGAGUUGUGCACCCUGACGGAAAUGAUGAACUCUCGACAGUCUUGUCAUCUGUGCGAGAUGUUAUACUCGCAGAUCAAACAAGAUGAUGGCAUACCGUUACAUAAGCCUAUAGUGUGCCAAAUUGGUCCUUCAUUCCGCGGGACUCUACAUAUCUCGACACGGGGGAUAUCCUUACUACUGGACGGUUAUGUUAUUAGCUCUGAUUGUAUAUCCGUAAAUAGGGAUACUGGGGAACCAAGGAAACCCAUAGGGUUCCCGUCCAUAGCAAAGCAUAUCCCACGUCUGCCGACUGACAACUUAGUUCAAGUACAGAAAUGGUUACAAACUUGUCGUGCACAUCAUGGCAGAUGUAACAAUUGGUUCCCAAGAUUGGAUACGAAAGGACGUCGACCAACACGAAUACUUGAGCUCUACGAAAACGGUGUUCGACUUCGGUGCGAUCCAGAAGUCAUAGACAAUUUCGAAUACCUGGCGCUCAGUCACAUGUGGGGCGAAGAUCCUUCGACACAACUCCUUCUAACAGCUACAACACUACAGGAGUUUCAAGAGGCCAUACCUAUGAACAAGCUGUCAAGUAUAUUCACUGAGGCGAUCCGAAUAACGCGUAGCCUAGGGUUUUCGUACCUCUGGUUGGACUCGCUUUGCAUCAUACAGGGCUCCGCAAGUGACUGGACGAACGAAGCGAACAUGAUGUCUGCAGUCUAUAACAACGCUGUUUGUACGAUUGCGUUUCUGUUUCCACCGGAUGUCGGCUUUUGUCGGGCUAGAGACGAUCCACGAGCAUCAACACCAUGUGUUGUCCGACGGCAUAUAAGAGAUAUCUGGAUUUUUCCCAAAGAGGAAAAUCCAUCAAGGUGUGCGUCCAUCAACUGGCCCUUAUCUUCAAGGGCUUGGGUGCUACAGGAACAAUUAUUGAGUCCUCGUACGAUUCUCUAUGGCCACCGUACCAUUAUGUGGGAAUGCGGGAACAGCUUUUGGGACGAGCUGGGCUUGGAAUUGACUCACAACAGCGACCGCGACCGCACGAUACUAGGCCCGGUGGCUUUGAAACCAACAUUACGUAUGAACCGCUACAAUUUGAGCCAUACAUCAGAAUCAAUAAGAGCAGGAUUAGGGGCUUACUGCCCCUUUGUUGAUUGGGCAAGACUGAUAAGAGAGUAUAGGAGAAGAGAACUCUCCCGUGCAAGCGAUCGAAUUAUGGCUAUCGUCGGAACAGCACGAGCUUUCCAGUCCGAAUAUGGAUUCACGUAUCUCGCGGGAAUGUGGAGGGAACAUUUACCACGAUCUCUACUAUGGUAUAUUGAGACUGCGAAUGUGCGGAAGAUGGCUAAGCCUUUCUUGAUUCAGGAACUACCAUCAAACCCCGUACCCACAUGGUCAUGGCUCGCCGGACCUAUCUACAAGCAUUGCGGUGUUGUCGUUCCUGGAGGAAGUAGUGAAAUUUGGGAUCCGCAACUAUUCGUGGCAAAAUUCCUGCACUUCAAAUGGUCGAAUAGGCCCGUCAAUCACGCCCCUCCAACAGCUUACUAUGACUUCGACAGCUUGCAAAUUACACUAGAACUGGCAACACAUAUGACCACGAUCCUGCUUCAGGAGCCACAUGGCGAACACGACUGUCAUCGACUUCGCUACGACAGUCUAGAAAAAGAGUUAGCUUGUUGUCUUGGGCUUGGCAGAGAACAUCUGGCAGCCUUUUAUCAUUGCGAUGAUCUCGAAACAUUGUAUCAACCUCCGACCGAAGUACGCAUAGCUCUGAUUGCUGAAGAAGUGGAUCUUAACUUUCGUCACGAUUUACAAGGACUGGCAUUGGCACCCGGGGUUGAAAGCGGUACAUGGAAGCGCUUAGGCUACUGGAAAGCGUGGGUUGAUCCAGGCGAUGACAUAUGGGGAACGAAGUCAGUGUUUUUACGUCUAGAAGGGGUGAAAAUUGAGACCCUUACUCUUGUUUAAAUCAUGCCCGCAUUAUGUAUCUCGAGGGAGGGGAUAUCAAGGUAGCGAUGUGCAAAUCAACAAUUCAAACGAGAUUCCCUGCGUGAAGUACGCUAUGAAGUUCGGUUUGGGUUCAAACAGACGCUGUAUUGGUAGUGAACGGAAUGGAACAUCUCUACUCAGGUAGCUGGCUUAUCGGAGGAACCACGGACCUGGGAAGCUCGUUUGUUCAAAGUUGCGCCGUACAUAUCUAGGGUUGAACUCC